Fundulus heteroclitus (mummichog) is the source of this 2561-nucleotide messenger RNA. It is a transcript of the gene orai2, whose product is annotated as ORAI calcium release-activated calcium modulator 2. Gene Ontology annotation, molecular function: store-operated calcium channel activity. The record is from RefSeq and is a predicted model, not a curated record. Gene Ontology annotation, biological process: store-operated calcium entry. The coding region runs from base 287 to 1114 and encodes 275 amino acids. The transcript is spliced from 3 exons. Gene Ontology annotation, cellular component: membrane. Lineage: Eukaryota; Metazoa; Chordata; Actinopteri; Cyprinodontiformes; Fundulidae.
UGACUUUUAAAGCUUUUCUUCUCUGCUCAGUCCCACCCGAUACCACCGAACCAUAGCGACCGGGUCCCAGGUGGAGGGAAGUCCGUAUUUUCGCUCUGGGUCCAGACGGUAAAGUGGCGGAACCGGGUUUUACCGCAGAGGAAGAAGAAAAACAAGCCGUUGGUGCCUGCAGCAGAAAAAGCAGGAACACGUUUAAUCAGCGGUACUCAAACCGGGUCGAACCCACGGGAGCGUUUACUUUCAGCUUACGUCUGAGAUUCCUCUGCCACCUUGGAGAACAGGCGCCAUGAGCAGAGAGCUGAACCCGCCGAUGGGGUCUCCCGUCCCCGGGGUCUCUGAGCGGCCCCCCGACAACGGCGGCAUGGACUACAGGGACUGGGUCCGCCGCAGCUACCUGGAGCUGGUCAGCUCCAACCACCAUUCGGCCCAGGCGCUGUCCUGGAGGAAGCUCUACCUGAGCCGGGCCAAGCUCAAGGCCUCCAGCCGGACGUCGGCGCUGCUGUCCGGCUUCGCUAUGGUGGCCAUGGUGGAGGUGGAGCUGGACAAGUACUCGUACUCCCGGGAGCUGCUGAUCGCCUUCAGCGUGUGCACCACGGUGCUGGUGGCGGUGCACCUCUUCGCCCUGCUCAUCAGCACCUGCAUCCUGCCCAACGUGGAGGCCGUCAGCAACAUCCACAACCUCAACUCGGUCAGCGAGUCGCCGCACGAGCGCAUGCACCACUACAUCGAGCUGGCCUGGGGCUUCUCCACGGCCCUGGGCAUCGUGCUCUUCCUGGCCGAGGUGGUGCUCCUCUGCUGGGUCAAGUUCCUGCCCGUGGACGCGGGCGGCGCCAAGGGGACGGGCGUCUGCACCGCCGCCACCACCACCGCCGCUGCGUCGCCCGGCAACCAGACGCGGCCCACGAACGCGCCGGCCUCCAACAGCGGCUGGCAGGCGGCCAUGGCCUCCACCAUCAUCAUGGUCCCGGUCAUCUUCAUCUUCCUGGUCUUCACCGUGAAGUUCUACCGGUCGCUGGUGCGCCACAAGACGGAGCGCCACCACCAGGAGAUCGAGGAGCUGCACAAGAUAAAGGUGCAGCUGGACGGCCACGAGAGAAGCCUGCAGAGCGUGUGAGGGCGGCUGCAGCGGCUCCUCUACACGCCUCAGACUGCUAAUUUAUUCUGAAGGGAACGUUUUAGGAAUCAUGGCCUGUUCAGGUCAAAGCUAAGCUAAAAAAAAAAAAAGGGCUACUCCGUACAGCGUACCAAAUGUGCUCCGCCUCGGUUUUAUCCCGGGGUUUUUUUUUUUUUCAUUCUGAGAGGAAACGGUUUCAGAGCUUUUCUUCUUGCUUCCACGCUCAGCCAAAGAUGUUGACCGUCUGGUUUAGUCCGGACCGGGCGGCGCCGUCGCCCAGAACACGGAUCCGAACGUUAACCACCACCUGCACCGCAUGGAGCAGCUGUUACACUCGGUGGCACCAAAGCAACGUCUCUCAGUCUCCUCCAGAACCCGGAGGGUGUCGUCCGUCCCGGGUAGAAGACCAGAGUCAGACUCUGUGUCCAUAAGCCAUACGGCCAGAGUCCAGCGUCCUCUCAGUGAUUCUCUCCUCAGAGUCCACAGCUGAACGAGGUGGACUGCUUUAACCCAGCGGUUCUGGUUCUGCUCACCUUGUUGGGUCGGUUACAGGCGCAUCUCAGUGAGUUGGAAAAAUGUGUUUAAUAGUGAAAUAAAUUCAGAAAACCCCAUGAUUGAGUUCAGUUUCUCAGAAUUACAGCAUCACUGCUUCAGUACCGGCUCUGGGCUCCUGCGUGAUUUACUGCAUCAGCGUGGUUCUGGUGAGAGGUUCUGGAAGCCCAGGCUGCUGCGACGUCUGUUCUGGUGUCUCUCCUCUGAACAGGUUCCCUGUCCGUUCUCUGCUUGGUCCGGGUUAAUCCUGUCAGAUUAGGAGCAUUUAACUAAAGGAACGCCGUAGUUGCAGCUCAGGUCCUCGUCCAGUGGGUCUCCCCCUUUUUCCUUCCACUUAACUUUCCUUAAAGGGCCGGCUACUUUAGCAGCGAUCGUGCUGAACAAACAGAACCGUAACACUUCUUUUUUUUUUUUCUGUUCUGAUGCAAUAUUUUAAUUCUCAGAAACUAAAUUGUGGGUUUUCAUCCAGCUGCAGGCAGUAAAUGUCUGAGUUUCAGUCUUAGGUUUGAAACACUGAUGCUCAUAUUUUAACUUGUUGAGAUGCGCCUUUAUUUCUCGUCUCUGUCGCCGCGUUUGGAGCGGCUGAGUCUAAAUUAAAAAAAAAUGAUGCAUUUAUUUGAAGUUGGGCUGCAACCGACUGACAUCACUGUGUUUUUAUAGUUUCACAGACAAAGUUACUGAUUUUAAUCCACUUUUGCUGCCUGUUGCUACAGAAAUGAAGGUUCCUGCACAUCAUGCUGUUUAAAACGCCUUACAGAGGAAUUGCCUCCGGUUCGUUGGAUGUAUUGUCUGUGUUUUUAUUUUAUUAUUUUUUUUAUGUACCAAUCUGUCGUCACAUUCCCAAUGACACGACUGACCAAAGUGUCGCUCGCUUCGUGUUUUGUUUUUUGUUUUU